This is a messenger RNA of Morus notabilis, 1966 nucleotides long. Its product is annotated as oxysterol-binding protein-related protein 3C. The transcript has 10 exons. The record is from RefSeq and is a predicted model, not a curated record. Gene Ontology annotation, cellular component: cytosol; membrane; intracellular membrane-bounded organelle. Gene Ontology annotation, molecular function: sterol binding. Bases 216 to 1586 code for a protein of 456 amino acids. NCBI's taxonomy places the organism in Eukaryota, Viridiplantae, Streptophyta, Magnoliopsida, Rosales, Moraceae.
UCAUUUUCUCAAAGACAAAAAGCAAAACCGCCAGCCAAGAAAUGCCACCUCUCAUCCUCGCUGGUUUCUGAAAUUCCCAGAUCCUCAUUUCCACUUCUCCUCUUUCCCGCCCAAGCUUCUCAUUUUCCCAAGGCGUUUCGCUUCUGCUUUCAAUUUUGCUGUAUUCGAUCACCGACUUAGGGUUUACAGUGAGGGAGAUUGAGAGAGAAGGAGAGAUGAGUAGUUCUAAGAACAAUGAAAGCAAGGGCUUUUUUUCCGCCAUGACUUCCGGUCUCACCAAGUUCGGCAACGCCAUGCACCGAUCCGUCAACGGGUUGCUUGGUUAUGAAGGAGUAGAAGUUAUUAAUCCGGAGGGAGGUAAAGAAGAUGCAGAGGAGGAAGCUCAGAGAGGAAGGUGGAAGCAGGAGGAACGAGACAGUUACUGGAAGAUGAUGCACGAGUAUAUAGGUUCAGAUAUUACAUCACUGGUGACACUUCCUGUCAUUAUUUUUGAGCCAAUGACUAUGCUUCAAAAAAUGGCAGAGUUAAUGGAGUAUUCCUACUUAUUGGAUCUUGCUGAUGAAUGUGAGGAUCCAUACAUGCGAUUAGUUUAUGCCACAUCAUGGGCUAUAUCUGUCUAUUAUGCAUACCAACGAACAUGGAAACCAUUUAAUCCUAUCCUUGGAGAGACUUAUGAAAUGGUUAAUCAUGGUGGAAUUUCAUUUAUUGCAGAGCAGGUAAGCCAUCAUCCCCCGAUGAGUGCAGGACAUGCUGAAAAUGAACGUUUCACUUAUGACGUGACAUCGAAGUUGAAAACUAAGUUCUUAGGAAACUCUGUUGAUGUGUAUCCUGUUGGAAGGACUCGUGUGACUCUUAAAAGAGAUGGAGUUGUUUUAGAUUUAGUGCCUCCUCCCACGAAGGUUAACAACCUGAUAUUUGGGCGGACUUGGAUUGAUUCACCAGGUGAAAUGAUUAUGACAAAUCUAACAACAGGGGACAAAGCUGUGCUAUAUUUUCAACCAUGUGGCUGGUUCGGAGCUGGUCGCUAUGAAGUGGAUGGAUAUAUUUAUAAUGCUGCCGAGGAGCCAAAAAUAUUGAUGACAGGGAAGUGGAAUGAGUCAUUGAGCUAUCAACCGUGUGACUUGGAAGGGGAACCUAUUCCAGGCACAGAAUUGAAAGAGGUUUGGCAUGUUGCUGAUGUGCCUAAGAAUGACAAAUUUCAGUACACACAUUUCGCACAUAAAAUAAACAGCUUCAACACUGCUCCUAAAAAGUUGUUAGCAUCAGACUCUCGCCUGCGUCCUGAUAGAUAUGCACUUGAGCAAGGUGAUAUGUCCAAAGCCGGUGCAGAAAAGAACAGUUUGGAGGAGAGGCAGAGAACUGAAAAGAGACAGCGAGAGGCCAAGGGCCAUCAGUUUGCACCAAGAUGGUUUGAUUUGACAGAUGAAGUUACUCCCACACCUUGGGGUGAAUUGGAAGUUUAUCGGUACAACGGGAAAUAUACGGAACAUCGUGCUGCUAUUGAUGCAUCAGGAUCCGUUGAUGAGGUUGAUGUUAAAUCCUUAGAGUUCAAUCCAUGGCAGUAUGCUGACUUGUCUGCAGAAUGACGCAUUCCGGUUUUCAUCCUGCUUAUUGGAAUCUUCUGCAGUUGAUUGUUAUAAUAAACCUGGUGGCGUUACAUGUGGAAGCAGUGUUGUUGGUACGAUUACUUGGACGUUCCUUAGUCCUAGAUUUUUGUUGGACUUGGCCCAGUUUAUUUCCUGAGGCAAAUUCUCUUACUGUUUAUUGUUGGAAUGCUUUCCCAAAUAAACGAAAUAGUGCAAAACUAGAAUAGAAAACUGGAAGGGGUUGUAUUUUAGCCCUUUUUCUUGUUAGUACUUUGAUCAAUACUCACCCUAUGUAACGCUCUCUCUCUGUCAUGUUAAUAUUUGUAAUUUGUGUUUGCUUCUAUAUUGCCAGUUGCAAUAUUAAGAGUAUGAUUUGCCUA